Molecule: messenger RNA, 918 nt
Organism: Seminavis robusta
Lineage: Eukaryota; Bacillariophyta; Bacillariophyceae; Naviculales; Naviculaceae
Source: the annotation of a GenBank genome assembly
AUGAGCAACAUUGGCAUGUCUGGUAUGGGGGGCACAAUGUCUGAUGAAGCCAUCAUUGCCCAGCUGGAGGCGGACAUGACACCCGAGAUGAAACACUGGGCGGAAGAGGUGCCAUGGUUUUACAGAACCAUGCCUGGCAGAACUGGCAACUUUGUGGGCCAUGCCAUUCCAGCCAGUUUCUUCCUGGGGUUUUCCGUGUUUAUUCUCUUGUUGUCUCUGAAACGAGCCAGAGCUCUGGGCCAACAAUCCUUUUCCCAAGUUCACAUUCCCGAAUGUAAUCCUCUCGUUUUGGGUCGUUUGGGGAUUGGUGGUAUGAUUGUCACUGUCAUUGGAAUCACGGAGGAAAUGAGCAGUGCCUAUCUGGCCUUUGGGAAUCCCUUGCAACAAUUGGCCCACUUGACACUCUACUUUUCCUUCUUUUUAGUGUGUCUCUGUGCCUUUUUGGAAACCAAAGGAAGAUUGCCACCCGACACCCAUCGAGCGGCCUUGAUCAUGGCUUUUGUUUCGUCAUAUCUCAUGUGGCAUUCCCACGGUACCAUGAAAAAGUUAAUGGCCGAUCAAAUCAUGCACAUUCUACUGUCGUACAUCAAUUUGAGCAAUGCCGCCAUUGUGGCCUAUUCCAUGCGAUUUACGGAUUCCACCAUGGCUUUCAUUGGUGGAUAUGCCCUACUUGUGCUGCAGUCCUUUUGGUUGUUUACUGCCGGAUUGUACGAGUCCUGUUUCAAUCUUCCCAUGCAUGAGAUUGCCACCUACUUGGCAGUUGAGAGUCUGUUGGUUUUCAUGGUGAUUGUUGUGGUAUUUGCCAUGUUUGGACCUGAACAAUCCAUGCAAGACAAUCCCAGCUAUCGAGGUGACUUUGCUCCACUCAGGGUCCGUGACGAUGAUCCUGAUGAUCAUGAGCUGUAUGACGUUUCUUAA